AAGACCUCAAAUCCGCCAAAGGAUUAUUGGAUUAUAAAAUCUAUUCACAUUAAAAUUAAAAUAUUGACUUUUCACUCGACGCUGAAGAUCAACGCAUACGAGAAGAAAGUGUAUGAUAUUCUAUGGAAAGCAGGUUAUGAAGUUGAAUGCCGUGCUAG
Messenger RNA from Paraglomus brasilianum, 158 nucleotides. NCBI's taxonomy places the organism in Eukaryota, Fungi, Glomeromycota, Glomeromycetes, Paraglomerales, Paraglomeraceae. The record is from the annotation of a GenBank genome assembly.